AUGCUCUCGAGAGCUGAGGACUCAUCUAUGGAGUCGGUGGUCGACUGGCUUACAGAUGACAUGAUGCGGGCUUUACCCCACGCUCCUCCUUGGCUGUGCGUCCUUCGCUUCGAUCAGGAGUGUGGGGUGCGCAGCUUCAGAAUCACCUUGGCCCAAAUGCAUAGAGCCCCAUCAGGAGAAAGCGAGAAGCAAGCUCAACAUCGGGCAUGUGGAAGUGGCCACGCCUCGUCCACCCGAGCCGCCAGCACAGCCAGCCAGCGCGCGGGGGCGCCCCAAGUCCUUUGCCCGUCGUAUGCUGCAUCAUUUCCAAGGAGUUUUGGCUUGAUAGAUCUUGCAAAGGCAGAAGCAGACACCAUCCUUAAGAAGCUGUUGUACCACCUGGGGAUACGUGGGGAUGCGUGGGUUGUUUCGGGGUUUGAGGACUCGCAGUCGCAGCGGUGA
Symbiodinium natans is the source of this 441-nucleotide messenger RNA. The record is from the annotation of a GenBank genome assembly. Lineage: Eukaryota; Dinophyceae; Suessiales; Symbiodiniaceae.